GAGGAGGAGGAGGGGAGUGUGUUGUGGCUCUGACUCCGGGGUUGGUUGGGAUCGGUUCAGUCUCGGGUGAAAAUGGCCACCGGCAGCACCGGGGGAGGCAGAGCGGGAGCGGCACCGACCCCCCCCCCCGGCACCUCACAGGGGCCCUGUCUGUAAACCCCGGAGAGGAGAGAGAGCCCUCGACACACACACACACACACACACCGGACGCCCUUCUCUCCGCUCCGCCGUGUCCUGGCGGCGCCUUUCUGGCCUAGCCGUGUGUUCAGGAAGCUGGGAAAAAUGAACAUGGUGAAGAGAAUCAUGGGCCGUCCACGGCAGGAGGAGUGCAGUCCUCAGGAUAAUGCACUAGGCCUCAUGCAUUUACGUCGCCUCUUCAUGGAGCUGUGCCACUCACCACGGCACAUGACACAGAAGGAACAGGAGGAAAAGCUCUACAUGAUGUUGCCAGUUUUCAACAAGGUAUUUGGGAACACUCCUCCUGGCACUAUGACAGAGAAAUUUUCAGACCUUCUUCAGUUUGCUGCCCAAGUUUCCCGUUUGAUGGUGACUGAGAUCAGGAGGAGAGCUUCAAACAAAUCCACAGAGGCAGCGAGUCGUGCCAUUGUUCAGUUUCUGGAGAUUAAUCAAAGUGAAGAAUCGAGCAGAGGUUGGAUGCUUCUCACCACCAUCAACCUGCUGGCAUCGUCCGGGCAGAAAACUGUGGACUACAUGACUACCAUGUCUUUGCCUUCCACGUUGGUGAAAUGUCUGUAUCUAUUCUUCGACCUCCCACAUGUGCCUGAGGUUCCUGGAGCAGCUCAGACAGAGCUGCCACUUAGUGAGCGGCGAGCACUGCUGCAGAAAGUCUUUGUCCAGAUCUUAGUGAAACUCUGCAACUACAUCUCACCAGCAGAAGAGCUAGCCCAGAAAGAUGACCUCCAGCUCCUGUUCAGUGCAAUAACCUCCUGGUGUCCUCCCCACAAUAUCCUCUGGAGAAAGAGUGCCGGAGAGGUACUAAUGACCAUAUCACGUCAUGGACUCAGCAUCAAUGUGGUCAAAUACAUCCAUGAUAAAGAAUGCGUGGCUACUUGUAUCCAGAACAUGCAGCAGUCAGAUGACCUAUUGCCCCUGGAGAUUGUUGAGAUGUUUGCAGGACUUUCCUGCUUUCUCAAGGACUCCAGCGACGUGUCGCAAGUGCUCUUGGAUGAUUUUAGGUGCUGUCAAGGUUACCAGUUCCUUUGUGAUCUUCUGCUUAAGUUGGAGCUAAUGAAGGAGCCUGAUGCCAAAGAGGCACUGAAAGACUUGGUUCAGUUGGUGACCUCACUGACAACCUACGGGAUAAAUGAACUGAGACCUGCUGGUGUUACUAGUGGAGCACCUUUCCUGCUACCGGGAUUUGUAGUACCACAACCUUGUGGCAAAGGACACACAAUAAAAAACAUCCAAGCCUUUUCUGUUCUUCAGACUGCCUUCUUAAAAGUAAGAUCCAGCCAUCUCGCUGGAAUGAUUUUGGAUGCCAUCUCAAACCUUUACAUAGCAGACAAUGCCAAUUACUUUAUCCUGGAGUCUCAGCACACUCUUUCACAAUUUGCUGAGAAGAUUUCCAAAGUACCAGAGGUGCAGUCCAAGUACUUUGAAAUGCUGGAAUUUAUUAUCUUCAGUUUGAACUAUAUCCCAUGCAAAGAACUCAUAAGCGUCAGCAUCUCGUUGAAGGCCAGCACCUCUUACCAAUGCAGCAUCACUGCGAUGAAAACACUUUUGAAAUUUUCACGCCAUGAUCCUAUCUUCAGGGAUGUAUUUCGGGAGGUCGGGUUGCUCGAGGUGAUGGUGAACCUUUUGCACAAAUAUGCUGCUCUGUUAAAAGACCCCACUCAAAGCUUCAACGAUUCAGUGGAAUCAAAAGGGAAUGUCUCAAUGGACGAUCGGAAGCAGUUGGCCUUGCUGGUGAUGGAGACUUUGACAGUACUGCUGCAAGGAUCAAACACAAAUGCAGGUGUUUUCCGGGAGUUUGGAGGAGCACGAUGUGUACAUAACAUAGUGAAGUAUCCACAGUGUCGAGAACAUGCACUGAUGAUCAUCCAGCAGCUGGUCCUGUCCCCCAGUGGCGAUGACGAUAUGGGUACACUGCUUGGACUGAUGCACUCAGCCCCGUCCACAGAACUGCAACUCAAAACAGAUAUUCUACGGGCUCUCCUAACUGUGUUAAGAGAAAGUCAUCGCACACGAACUGUGUUCCGAAAAGUGGGAGGAUUUGUAUACGUCACAUCCCUUUUGGUUGCCAUGGAAGGAUCUUUGAUUUGUGUGCCCAGAGGGGUGUGGGAAAAGGUGAACACAAACCAAGUCUCUGAAUUGGUGCACACAGUCAUUUGCACGUUGACCGCAGCAAUGCGUUAUGAACCUGCCAAUUCCCAUUUCUUCAAGACUGAGAUUCAGUAUGAAAAACUUGCAGACGCUGUGCGUUUGCUUGGUUGCUUCUCAAAUCUUCGACAAAUUGGUCUGGCUUCUGAAUGCCCCUCAAACGUCCAACCAUUUCAGAGACUGCUUGAAGAUGAUGUGGCAUUGUUAGAAUCGGUCAAUCCCACGCUGAAACACUGUAGUAAACUUUUUUGUUGCCUCUACAAAAUGGCCACGGACUCUUUUGACAGUUUUGCUGAACAGAUUCCUCCUUGCCUGACGCAUGAGACUUCCCUACCCUCUCCUUGGGGAACUCCAGCUCUGUCCAGGAAAAGGUAUUGGCUCAGUAGGGCACCUCCCGUGAUUCCACCCAAAGUUGCUACGGACAUGAAGCUGCACAAUGCAGUGGCUUCUUUGCAUUCUUCUGAUCCAGUCAUAAUCCAUCCGGGUGCUGUGCUUGCCAUGUUGGACCUACUCGCCUCCGUCAAAUCCAAUGAACAGCUCAAGCAUGCAUUAGAUCUUCAGCUUGCAGUAGCUAAUAUCUUACAGUCACUUAUUCACUCGGAAAGAAAUCAGCAAGUAAUGUGUGAAGCAGGGCUUCACGCACGGCUGCUUCAGAGGUGUAGUUCUGCUCUGGCUGAUGAAGACCACCCUCUUCACCCACCACUCCAGAGGAUGUUUGAGAGGUUGGCUUCCCAGUCACUGGAACCAAUGGUCCUUAGGGAGUUUCUCCGUCUUGGUAACCCACUGAAUUGUGGAGCCUGGGAUAAAAAGUUGAUCAACGUGUACAGGGUCCACAAACCAAGCUCUUUAAGUUGUGAAACAGAUAUAAGAGGUAGCCUGAUGAUGUCUUUGGAUGGAUUCGAUCCUGAAAAUGUUUUCAGCGGGAAUGAAGAUAACAGUCACUACAGGAUCAGCAAAAGCCUGCUCAAAGGGGCGGAAGGAAGCACAGUGCCUCUGACUCGGGUGAAGUGCUUAGUCUCCAUGACAACACCACAUGACAUUAGACUUCACGGAUCAUCAGUUACUCCAGCAUUUGUGGAGUUUGAUACUUCUCUGGAAGGCUUUGGCUGCCUGUUUUUGCCGAGCUUGGCUCCCCACAACGCACCUGUUAAUGCCGCUGCCGUGACGGGAGGACUUAAUGAUGGAGCUGUUACCAGUGGAUUCGGCGCAGGCGAACGAUUCUUUCCACCUCCUUCCGGGCUGACAUACUCAACCUGGUUUUGUAUUGAGCGGUUCACCACGUCUUCAAGCAAUCACCCGGUUAGACUUCUUACCCUCGUGCGGAGGUCAAACUCUUCUGAGCAUCACUAUAUUUGCCUCGCCAUAGUCCUUUCUGGGAAAGACAAAGCCCUCCUGGUUUCUACCAAGGAAGAGCUGCUGCAGACCUACGUUGAUGAUUUCAGUGAGGAGUCCUCUUUCUAUGAGAUUCUCCCUUGCUGUGCACGAUUCCGGUGUACUGAUCUGAUUAAUGAGGGACAGUGGCAUCAUUUGGUGCUUGUGAUGAGCAAAGGCAUGCUGAAGAACAGCACUGCUACAUUGUACGUGGAUGGUCAGCAUGUUAACACAGUCAAGCUUCACUAUAUUCACAGUUCUCCUGGCGGGUCAGGCUCAGCCAAUCUACCAGUUGCGAGUACAGUGUAUGGCUAUAUUGGUUCACCUCCAGCUCAGCGCCAUAUCUCACCACUAGUGUGGCGUCUUGGACCAACUCACUUCCUGGAGGAUGUUUUACCUGCUUCUAGCAUCAGCACCAUUUAUGAACUAGGACCAAACUACAUUGGAAGCUUCCAAGCUGUGUGUGUUCCAUGUAAGGAUUCCAAGUUAGAAACAGUUAUUCCAUCCCCCACCAGCUUGGUUCCUGAGGAAAAAGUAUCAUUUGCACUGUAUGCAUUGUCUGUUUCUACGCUAACAGUGGCCAAGAUUCGAAAGAAUUACAACAAAGUGGACAGCAAAACAAUAGCAAAACAGAUGGCCAUUUCUUCCCAUGAAAAUGCUACACCUGUGAAACUAUUACACAAUGCCGCAGGACAUUUAAAUGGACCAGCACGGACUAUUGGCGCAGCUCUAAUAGGAUACUUAGGCGUAAGGACUUCAGUUCCUAAGCCUGUUGCUACAACAUUGCAGUACAUUGGUGGGGCUGCUGCUAUUUUAGGUCUUGUUGCAAUGGCGUCAGAUGUUGAGGGUCUGUAUGCUGCUGUGAAGGCUCUUGUCUGUGUGGUAAAAAGUAACGCAUUGGCCAGUAAAGAGAUGGAGAGGAUUAAAGGCUAUCAGUUGUUGGCAAUGCUGCUGAAGAAAAAGAGAUCUCUCCUGAAUAGUCAUAUUCUACAUCUCACAUUUUCGCUAGUGGGAACUGUUGACAGUGGCCACGAGACCAGUAUCAUCCCCAAUUCUAAUGGAUUCCAGGAUCUGCUGUGCGACUUUGAUGUCUGGCUUAAUGCACCGUAUGAGCUUCAUCUAUCUUUGUUUGAGCACUUUAUUGAACUUCUGACUGAAUCAAGCGAGGCUUCCAGGAAUGCCAAGUUAAUGAGAGAUUUCCAAUUGAUACCAAAGCUCCUGCUUACUCUGAGAGACACAUCUCUGUCACAGCCGACCAUUGCAGCCAUCAGUAAUGUGCUCAGUCUUUUGCUGCAGGGCUUUCCAAACAGCAAUGAUCUGCUCAGGUUUGGCCAGUUUCUUUCCUCGACAUUACCAACCUUCGCAGUUUGUGAGAAGUUCAUAAUCAUGGAGGCUAAUAAUGAGGAAAAGGAAGAAGGAGUAGAGGAUGACUUUGGUGGCCUUGUGUCAGCUAAUACAAUUCUACUAAGAAACCGACUUCUGGACCUCUUGCUGAAACUGCUUUUUGUUUCAAAAGACAAACCCAGCGUUGUUCAUCAGUCAUGUGAAGAAUUGGUGAAGAUUCAGGGUUUCGACUGGCUUCUGAUGUUCAUGGAAGAGCACUUGCAUCCCACCACCAUCACUGCGGCAAUGAGAAUUCUGGUUGUUCUGCUCAGCAACCAGUCCAUCCUGGCCAAGUUUAAAGAAGGGCUAUCGGGAGGUGGCUGGCUGGACCAGACCGACUCGGUUCUCACAAAUAAAAUUGGCACUGUAUUAGGUUUCAACGUUGGCAGAAUUGCUGCUGGUAGAUCAACAGUGCGUGAAAUAAACCGCGAUGCUUGCCACGUUCCUGGCUUUCCGGUGCUUCAGUCAUUCCUACCGAAGCAUACCAGUGUGCCUGAGCUCUAUUUCCUCCUAAUGGCCCUUUUCCUCCAGCAGCCAGUUACUGAACUGCCAGAAAACUUACAGUUUGAUCUGGAUUCAAUCUGGACAUUCAUCUUUGGAGUACCAGCUUCCAGUGGAACAGUGGUUGCAUCUGUUCAUACAGUGUGCUCAGAAGCUGCUUUCUUAUUGCUGGGUAUGCUCAGGAGCAUGCUCAAUCUUCCCUGGCAGUCAGAAGAAGAGGGCUCCUGGCUCAGAGAAUACCCAGUCACUCUGCUGCAGUUCUUCCGUUAUUUAUAUCACAAUAUUCCAGAUCUAGCUCCGUUUUGGACAAGCCCAGAGUUUCUCUGUGCAUUUGCAGCCACAGUCUUUCCAUUUAACAUCAGGCCAUAUUCCGAAAUGGUGAGUGAUCUGGAUGAUGAAGUGGGUUCCCCUGCUGAGGAGUUCAAAGCAUUUGCAGGAGACACUGGCAUGAAUAGGAGUCAAUCUGAGUAUUGUAACGUGGGGUCCAAAACCUUCUUGACCAAUCAUCCCGCUAGGAAAUUUGUCUUCGACUUCAUGCGUGUCCUUGUGAUAGACAACCUGUGUCUUGCACCCGCUAGUAAACAGACAACGCUUAUCGACUUACUGUUGGAGGCUUCACCUGAUAGAUCAACACGGACUCAGCAAAAAGAAUUCCAAACUAAUAUUUUGGACAGUGUGAUGGAUCACUUGCUGGCAGCAGAUGUUUUGUUAGGUGAAGAUGCAACCUUACCCAUCACCAGUGGAGGAAGUUACAAUAUUCUGGUGAACAAUGUAUUUUACUUUACUCAGCGCGUUGUGGAUAAGCUUUGGCAGGGGAUGUUUAGCAAGGAGUCCAAGAUGGUGGUCGAAUUUAUUGUCCAGCUGAUAGGACAGUCCAAAAGGAGGUCCCAAGGGCUGUCUCUUGACCCUAUUUACCACUGCUUGAAUCGAACCAUCCUCUACCAGCUGUCAAGACCACAUAAGACUGUUCCACAGCAAGUUGCUCUGUUAGAUUCCUUGAGGGUUUUGACUGUCAACCGCAAUCUCAUACUGGGACCUGGCAACCACGAUCAGGAAUUCAUUGGCUGUCUGGCCCACUGUUUAAUCAGUCUCCAUGUUGGAAGUAACCUUGAUGGAUUUGGGCUGGAAGCAGAAGCAAGAAUGACAACAUGGCAUAUCAUGAUACCUUCUGAUCUUGAACCUGAUGGAGGUCAUAGCCAAGAUAUCAGUGAGGGUCGUCAGCUUCUACUCAAAGCCGUAAGCCGGGUGUGGACUGAGCUAAUUGUUGGCAAAAAACAAGCUCUGGAGGACAUUUUUAAAAUAACACUACCUACAAAUGAGCGUGGACUUGUGGAUUUGAACAGCGCUCGAUCACUUCUUGAGGAUGCUACUUUAAAAUGCUGGCAGAACCACUUAGCCCAUGAAAAGAAAUACAUCAGCAGAGGUGAGACAACUGUAGCACCAGCCGCACAAUCCAAAUUGUCACGGGUUAGCAGUGGAUUUGGUCUGUCAAAGCUGACUGGUUCCAGGCGAAACCGGAAGGAAAGUGGGAUCAGUAAAAACCACCUCACAGCACAGGAAGCCUCGCAGUGGAUGUUUACUCACAUUGCCGUUGUGCGGGAUUUAUUGGAUAUGCAGUAUAAAGAGUAUCAGGAGCGACAACAAAAUGCCCUGAAAUAUGUAACGGAGGAAUGGGCUCAGAUAGAGAACGAGUUACUGCGAGAGAGAGGCUUGUGGGGUCCUCCUAUCGGGUCACAUCUAGAUAAGUGGAUGCUUGAAAUGCCAGAGGGACCCUGUCGAAUGAGGAAGAAGAUGGUGCGGAAUGACAUGUUUUAUGUACAUUAUGCGUAUUUACCAGAAAAUGAACAGGAGUCUACCAGUCUGCUGAAACCUGCUCGCUACCGUAGAGCUAUAAGCUACGAUAGUAAAGAAUAUUAUAUACGACUGUCUGCUGGAAACCCAACUGUGUAUCCGGAUACAAUCGAAGAGAGUUCAGAGGGUGAAGCCACUCAGCAUGAGCUAGAGCAUGGCGAAGACACCAUUGCAAGAGUCAAAGGAAUUGUGAAGCCACCUCUGAAACGUUCCCGUUCUGCUCCCGACGGUGGAGAUGACGACAACACCGAACCUUUCCUUGACCAGAUCUCUGAGGGAAACUCGAUGGACGAAGAAGAGAAGACUGACAACCAAACUCUGCUACGGUUAUUAGAGGAAGGAGAAAAGAUUCAGCACAUGUACAGAUGUGCCAGAGUACAAGGACUUGACACCAGUGAGGGGCUCCUUCUGUUUGGCAAAGAGCAUUUCUAUGUGAUUGAUGGUUUCACAAUGACUGCCACCAGGGAGAUCCGUGACAUUGAGACAUUGCCCCCAAACAUGCAUGAACCCAUUAUUCCCAGAGGAGCGCGGCAAGGACAGAGUCAGCUGAAGAGGACUUGCAGCAAAUUUGCAUACGAGGAUAUCAAAGAAGUACACAAGAGACGCUAUCUGCUGCAGCCUAUUGCAGUUGAGGUUUUUUCUGGCGAUGGGCGGAAUUAUCUCUUGGCUUUCCAAAAAGGGGUCCGCAAUAAAGUGUAUCAAAGAUUUUUGGCUGUGGUCCCCUCAUUGACUGACAGUUCUGAGUCUGUGUCUGGUCAAAGGCCCAAUACAAGUGUGGAACAAGGAUCUGGCUUACUUAGCACUUUGGUUGGAGAAAGGUCUGUAACACAAAGAUGGGAGAGAGGAGAAAUCAGUAAUUUCCAAUACCUUAUGCAUCUGAACACAUUAGCUGGCAGAUCCUAUAAUGACUUGAUGCAGUAUCCAGUCUUCCCGUGGAUCCUUGCAGACUUUGAUUCAGAGGAACUUGAUCUCACUAAUCCCCAAACAUUUAGGAACCUGGCAAAACCGAUGGGAGCUCAGACUGAAGAGAGAUUAGCUCAGUAUAAGAAACGAUAUAAAGACUGGGAGGAUCCUAAUGGUGAAACACCAGCAUAUCAUUAUGGAACACACUAUUCUUCCGCCAUGAUUGUAGCUUCUUACUUAGUAAGAAUGGAGCCCUUCACUCAAAUCUUUCUCCGACUUCAGGGCGGUCACUUUGAUCUAGCCGAUCGCAUGUUUCACAGUGUGCGAGAGGCUUGGUAUUCAGCCUCCAAACACAACAUGGCGGAUGUGAAAGAGCUCAUCCCAGAAUUCUUCUACCUCCCAGAGUUUCUCCUCAACUCCAACAAUUUUGAUCUAGGUAAUAAACAGAAUGGUAUUAAGUUGGGAGACGUGUUACUACCACCGUGGGCUAAAGGGGACCCGAGGGAGUUCAUCAGAGUUCAUCGUGAGGCUCUGGAAUGUGACUACGUCAGCUCCCACCUGCAUGAAUGGAUUGAUUUGAUAUUUGGUUACAAACAACAAGGCGUUCCUGCAGUGGAGGCAGUCAAUGUCUUCCAUCACCUAUUCUAUGAAGGCCAGGUGGACAUAUAUAACAUCAAUGAUCCACUGAAAGAAACUGCAACCAUUGGCUUCAUCAAUAAUUUCGGACAGAUUCCCAAACAGCUAUUUAAAAAGCCUCAUCCACCAAAACGAGCUCGUAGCCGGAUAAACGGAGAAUCGUCUGGUGUGCCGUCCUCAGUCAGCUAUACCUCCGACAAGAUCUUCUUUCACCAUUUAGAUAACCUAAGACCCUCUUUGACUCCUGUUAAAGAAUUGAAGGAGCCAGUGGGGCAGAUUGUUUACACGGAUAAAGGUGUUCUCGCAGUGGAACAACACAAGGUUCUGAUUCCUCCCACCUGGAACAAGACAUUUGCCUGGGGAUAUGCAGAUCUCAGUUGCAGGGUGGCAAAUUAUGAAUCUGACAAGGCUUUGGUAGUGUACGAGUGCCUGACUGAAUGGGGACAGAUACUGUGCACAGUUUGCCCCAACCCUAAGCUAGUUAUUACUGGAGGAACAAGUACGGCCAUUUGUGUGUGGGAGAUCACCACUUCCAAGGAGAAAGCAAAAGCCCUGACCCUAAAACAGGCACUCCACGGUCACACAGAUACAGUGACUUGUUUAACUGCUUCAUCAGCCUACCACAUCAUCGUCAGCGGGUCAUGCGACCGAACCUGCAUCAUUUGGGAUUUGAAUAAACUGGCAUUUGUGACCCAGUUGCGGGGACACAGGGCACCGGUGUCAGCGUUGUGCAUCAAUGAGCUGACGGGAGACAUUGUCUCUUGUGCUGGCACCUACAUUCAUGUGUGGAACAUCAAUGGGAACCCGGUGGUGAAUGUCAAUACCUUCACGGGACGCAGUCAGCAGAUCCAGUGCUGCUGCGUGUCAGAGAUGAAUGAGUGGCACACACAGAAUGUUAUUGUCACAGGACAUUCAGAUGGUGUGGUCAGGUUCUGGAGAAUGGAGUUUUUACAGGUUCCAGAAACACCAGCUCCCGAGGAGAGCGGAGAGCUUUCUGAAAACACCCAGGAAUCUUGUGGAGUAUCACAGAUAGGCAGAGAAGCCCAGGAUGAGGACAGUAGUGAUUCAGACCUGGAUGAUCAGAGCAGCAGCCAAGAUCCCAAAUCCAAGCAAACUCAUCUGGGUUCCGCGGGACACAAGGCAAAGGGGGUGCCUGGCAGAUCCGCCGCAGCAUGGCUGAUAGAUGGGGAGGAAUCGAAACGCUGGGCAGAUCAGCUGUGUCUGGAUGAGAAGGACGGGUUCGUCUUUGUCAAUUUCUCAGAGAGUCAGAACAAGCCAUUGUCGCAACCUCAACCACAAGCUCAAAUGCAGAGUCAUCUGCAGCAGUAUCACCAACACCACCCACAAUCCGGGCAGCACGGGCAGACUGAAGUGCGUCAUCACAACAUGCUCAGACUAGGAUAUAGAUGGGAACGACAGUUGGUGUUUCGAAGCAAGUUGACUAUGCACACAGCAUUUGAUCGUAAAGAUAAUUGCCACCCUGCAGAAAUCACAGCAUUGGGCAUUUCAAAGGAUCACAGUAAGAUUAUGGUGGGAGAUGGACGAGGCCGAGUGUUUAGCUGGUCAGUGAGUGACCAGCCAGGGCGGGCAGCUGCUGACCACUGGGUUAAGGAUGAUGGAGGUGACAGCUGUUCGGGAUGUUCUGUGCGCUUCUCCCUCACAGAAAGAAGACAUCACUGCAGAAACUGUGGCCAGCUCUUCUGUCAAAAGUGCAGUAGAUUUCAGUCUGAAAUCCGACGUUUGAAAAUCUCUUCGCCCGUGCGUGUCUGUCAGAAUUGUUAUUACAACCUGCAGCAGGAGAGGGGGGCUGAGGAGAACUCCAGGAACUAGUGUCACUGACUGCUUAGUAGCAGCAUUGUUACUCUAGCUGAUUGAAAAGAUUUUAUGCAAAAGGAAACGUUUUGUUGCAAAAAAAAGGAAGAAAAAAUAGUUUACAUGAUAUUUCUUUGUACUGUGUUGAAGCACUGUAAUAUACUGAAUAGAAAGGGAUCAUUCGCCUCCCAUUAUAAUGUGCUCAUCUCCUCUUUAUCUGAAUCAUAAAUGGUUUGGAUGUUCUGGAAUGUGCUGAGAGUAUGAUUUUGGUAAUUCUAGACGUAAAACCAUCCCUCAAGCAUCUUGCUGAUGUUGCCCAUAAUCAUAAAACCAUUGGCUUGUACGAUUUUAGAUGUAAAUCUGUCAUCACUGCAAGAAUCCCAUUUGUUUAUAGUGUAAAUAGUUUAAUGGCCUUUUUAACAAGAGAAACGUCUGAAUUGCCUGUUACAGAAAGUCCAACUAACCACUAUUUGUGUGAUUUAAGAAAUCAAUAGUAGUGUGUCCAGUACCAUUCAGUAACUGUUUUAGGCGUUAAAAGAAAGUGUAUGUGCAAAAACUAAUCGGAACACUCAUCAUUACCAACUGCAUUAAUAACCUUGGAUUUUUGUUAAUUAUUGUUUGGAUCAAGAUAUAAUGGAUUUGUGAGUUGUAUUUGUUUACUAAGUAUACUCUACUGCAGAAGCCCACAGUAUCAAAGAAAAAGGGAGGAGUUUGCAGCAGAUUCAAACCAGCCCUUGUGUUGCAUCAAUUUAUGUCCAAGAAAGCAUCCCCAUGGUAUUUGGAAUAUACUAAUUAGAAAUGUACCUGGGGGUGUUAGAUUACUGUAACACUAGUUACAUUCUCUUAUCAAACCAUUAUUUAAUCACGUCUUUAUGAGGAGCAAUAGGACUAGUAACUGUGGUUGCGAAUGCAAGCAAUCCUUUUAGGAUUGCACUACCAUGAUACUAGAGUUUUGUUUGUGUUUGUAUGCUUCGAGGGGGAGCAGGAGGCAAGAAAAUCAUCUUUUUAAAAAAGCAGAGGCUGGAGACUUCCUUACCAUUAGCUUCAGUUCCACAAAGCUUGCUAUGCUGCAUUUACGGCAGUAUAAAAAUGAAUGCCCGCUCUUGUUUUCUGACCAGAUGCCUUUUCUACCAUGUCCAAGCUGUUUACAAUAUGCUGUCAAUAUACUCGAGAGCAGCGAAUUAUAAACUCAGUAUUGCUCUCAAUGUGUGGGCAUAAUAAGUUAUAUUACAGUUAGUUGCUUAGCAGUUAAAAAUAAAUUACUUAUGUUAGAAAUUGAUGUUACAGACACAAGAGCACACCUUGUGGUAGCAAUCAUUAACUAAAACCUUGAAAUAUAUCCAUGCUGCAUUCUCAAAACUAAAGUCAAGGUUUUAGGCUUGAUUUAUCAAAAUGAGAACAAUACAUCAGCAAAACACUACAGCGAUUUUAUGUAAUGUCCAAAUGAUCAGUAAAUAACGAUGCAAUGAAUUUAUUUAAAGAAAAGGUGAUUUCCAGUUGUUUAGAUGGUUAAGUUUGUUGCGAGUCAAUGUGAUUGUUGUAUCGUACCAGUCAGUUCCACGCUUCAGGAUUCUGACCACUGAAGUGACACUCCAGUGUUAACCUGCUCCAGGUUUUCAUUUCUGAAAAGCCACAGGACAUUAUAGUAAAGAACUACUACAGUCAAAUCUCACGAGCACAAUUUACCUCAGUAUUUUAGAUUAGCUGUCAAAAACAAUAUGCUACUAUUCAUGUUGUUUUCCAUAACUACAUUUACUGAGGUGAUGGAAUGACUAGUUAUUCAACACUUUAAAUGUGGUGAAGGUUCUUUGGGAAUCAGAUUUGACUGUAGUUCAUGGAUUCAUUGGCUGUUUUAAAGCCAUUUCCCCAAGUGCAGUGGUACUGUGGGCAACAAUGCUUUUGCAUUGAAUGCUACUUCUAAUGCAAUGAAUCCUUUCCAAGGAGUGACUGAUAUUUCUGUUUAAAAUGUAACUUAUGUUUUCUGUGUAAAAUUGUGAUGCGACGUAUCAACACUUACUAUAUCAUAAUCUGUAACAAGCACUUAGAGUAGUCAUGUCGUAGCAAGUAUACUCUUUGUGCCUAGCUAACAUGUUCAUCCUCCCUUUUCCCCUUGUUCAUGUGUACGUUAUCUGUAUUAUGUAGUGUGCAAUUUAUACUGUCAUGCUUUCAAAAGUAAGGCCUGCUGUCUAUUGGCAGCACCUGAUCAAUAUUGAUACUAAAACUUAAUUAUUUUGCACCUUGCUAUUGUGUAUAAAACUGGUAGGAAUCAUUUUAUCAUAAACAUUUUUCUCUCAUUUUAAAGACACAUUUCUUUACAGUAAAUGAACUGUAUAAUAUUUAUGCAAUUAUACUGUUUUUGAAGUAUUUUAAUUUCAGCAAGUUUUGUUACUUGUUGCAUGAUUAACACAGCUGACUUUUUGUGUCAGUAACAUGUAUAUUGUUUCCACCUUUUGUUGUGUUUAAUAUAUUAACAAAUUUCUUGUUCCCUUCCUGUCCCGAAAAAGACCAAUAUCUGUACAGUAAUGAAAAUGAAAUGAAGAAAACUGGCUGAACUGGAGUGGGAUUUUUGUACUGUAUAUGAGAACUGAAAUCCUUGUUUUGGUGGUUCAUGUGCUAGACUGAUGCAUUAUACUAGUGUGUAAACUGUGGUAUCUGAAUGUUCAUUGUAUAUUUGUCCUUAAUGCAAAAGAGCUACAGUCACACAAAAUACAUAUGUAACUAAUGCAAUAGAGACGAGUCCUGGUACUAAAUCUUUUUUCAUUUAAAUAAAUACCUGCUAUUUACCACCAA
Messenger RNA from Callorhinchus milii (elephant shark), 13587 nucleotides. RefSeq names its product WD repeat and FYVE domain containing 3 (gene wdfy3). Gene Ontology annotation, molecular function: metal ion binding; protein binding. Bases 283 to 10815 code for a protein of 3510 amino acids. The record is from RefSeq and is a predicted model, not a curated record. The transcript has 65 exons. NCBI's taxonomy places the organism in Eukaryota, Metazoa, Chordata, Chondrichthyes, Chimaeriformes, Callorhinchidae.